Messenger RNA from Eleginops maclovinus (Patagonian blennie), 1901 nucleotides. RefSeq names its product alkaline ceramidase 1 (gene acer1). The transcript has 7 exons. Gene Ontology annotation, cellular component: membrane; endoplasmic reticulum. The record is from RefSeq and is a predicted model, not a curated record. Lineage: Eukaryota; Metazoa; Chordata; Actinopteri; Perciformes; Eleginopidae. Gene Ontology annotation, biological process: sphingosine biosynthetic process; ceramide catabolic process. Bases 145 to 972 code for a protein of 275 amino acids.
CCGAAGGAUGUGAACCCGUUCAGCGUGCUUAUCAGUGACGUCACGGUCUCGUGCAACAGGCUUGGGAGCGUUUCGAUACAACUGAUGAUCCACCUGGAGCAGAGCAACACCGACGGCCGACGGACUGCAGGUUGAGACGGCAGCAUGGGAGGUUUCUAUUCCAGCGAAAAGAUGGCAGGAGUUUUCUCCUAUGAGAGUUCAGAAAUCGACUGGUGUGAAGACAACUACAAACACUCCGAACAUAUAGUGGAGUACUUCAACACUAUCAGCAGCUUUUUCUUCUUCAUUAUAUCUCCCAUCAUGCUCUAUCUUCUGCACCCCUAUGCCAAAGAGAGGAACCUAGCGAUUCACAUGGUCUGGACCAUGAUGAUAUUUGUCGGUCUGUUCUCAGCGUACUUCCACAUGACACUUAGUUUCGUUGGCCAGAUGUUAGAUGAGCUGUCCAUCCUGUGGGUGUUGGCGAUGGUAUAUGCAGUCUGGUUCCCCCGCAGACUCUUCCCUUCUUUUAUUAAAGACAGGUCCGCAUUUUCAAUUCUUGUCCUGGUGGUUACUAUCGUAUCCACGCUUUCAUCAUUUGUCAAACCUACAGCCAACGCCUACGCUUUAAACUGCUUUGGCCUUCACAUGGUUUACGUUCUGGCUGUUGAGAUGAGAUGCUGCAAUGACCAGAAAGCUUUGCGUCUCUGCAAGCUGUCGAUGGUUGUGUGGGUGCUCGCCAUCUCCUGCUGGAUUAGUGACCGCUUUGGCUGCAGCUUCUGGCAGAGUUUAAAUUUCUGCUACCUGCACGGUAUCUGGCACAUUCUAAUAGUGAUAGCAGUGGCCUAUGGCAGCACCCUGAUAGCUUACAUUGAUGCCAUCUACGAGAUCCCGUAUUCUCUGCCGGGACUGCAGUACUGGCCCUGUGAUAAAUGGGCUAUUGGAAUACCUCACAUUGUCCUGAAGGGCACGACCAAAACACAGAAACGGUGCUAACAAAGUAAUGUGUAACGUCGGCAGAACAUUUGCAUCAGAACGCAUCACCAAUACAGGUGUUCAUGGAUGCUUCUUACCUUAAACACACACUCUGGGAGGAAAUAGUCACUUUCAAUCAAAACAUAGGAUUAUGACUUGAUUGCAUAGGUUAAGAUUGUUUUCUGAUUCCGUUAGAAUAUUGUUUACACUAAAGCUGCAUUACCAAAUGGGCUUGCUGGGGUCUGAGGGGUCAGGAGGCCCUAUGAGAUGAGUUUUAACAGGUUUUAACAGAACUAAUUUGCACCUUAACCUUUGAAAACAAACAUAUUCAUAGUUGUUCUGAACAUUCACUCUGAAAAUGGGGGGGGGGGGGAGCUUGCCAGGAUAGAGAGAGAGGGCUAAUAGUUUUAAUAUUGGGAUUAGCAGCACAUAUUUUCAGACAGGAAGGAGGCAAUAAAUCCUGGAAGACAUUCAUACUGUUGCCUUACAUCGCGCACAUAAGAAAGUGGUAGAAAUAUUUGUGAUCAUAAUAAAAAGGGGGAGCUUAGGAGAAAAGUGUAAAGCCUGGCUUUUUUUUCUCACCCAGACAGCCACAGUGUGAGGGUGUAAAGGUUUGUAGCAUGUUUAUUUUCUCCUGAACAGGAAAAACAGGAUUUGUAAAUGAAUAAGAUAUUGAUAGAUGAGUAAAUUAUUAAAAUCAAGAGUUUUAUUUCACUAUAGGCCAAGAUUAAAAACAUAAAUGAUGCUCUAUAACAAAUUGUUAGAUCGAACUGUGUUUUGUGUCUUUGCCAAGAGGCCCAUUGUUUAAUAAGUCCUCUAUUUUUUACUCUAAUAACCACAGGGCUAUUGCAAUUGUUGAUAUAUGAGAAACACAACAUAUGUGUUAUCAUCUACAGUAUUUAUCGAAGUAAAAAUAAAAUGUAAUUAAAAUAUAAACAUUGUUUAUGUUA